AUGGGAGCGUCGACUUCGUCACCGACUAAAGUUGAGCAGGUCUUUGCCUCUGCUAAGGUACAAGCUGCUUUUGAGAAGAUUGCAGACAAGACGCAUAUUCCUCGUGAGGAUGUAGCUUAUCAUACGGUUCUAUCAUCUGCCAAGCCAUUACCUCAAUUGUCACAGACGCAAGUGGAGCUUUUGACCCGCGAGUAUGGAGAGACUUUAGCCCAGAAUAGUCUCAAGUCACGGAAUUUCUGCGUGUUGGUGCGUAAUGUGAUCCACGCACUGCCGUUCAGCUGUCAAGUGGCGAAUAUGACAGAGAAACAAUUGGCGGCUUUUGCACCUGGUGCAGUAGGUCCUGACUUGAUUGAUGGGACGCCACAGACAGUGGAAAUGCACUUGCAUCGAGCUGUAAAUGCACUAUUUUUGGUUCGACAAUUUACAAUGAGAUUUGUGGAAAGAACGGAUGAAUGUUCGUUACUCGCUCAUUUCCAACACCAACGACCGGCAGAUGUUGCUGCCUCUGAGACUACUACAAGACAUAGCUUAUCUAUUCAGAUGGAAGCAGAGACUGCUAGCUACAAUGAUGCAUGCUCGAAUCAACAUCCGUCAGACGAUCUUGCUUUUCGCUUUCUGGAUGCACUGCUUACCGCUCUUAUUGAAUUUCCACCAAAUGAAAAGACAUAUGAUUUGCACGUGGAAGUAGUGAAUACGCUCUUGGUGCUCUUGUCUCCUGUGGUAUAUCCGCGGGAUCAUUCGAAGCAAGCUGGUGAUCUACGUUCGCACAAUCCUUUUCUUCAUAUGCUAAUGGUGUCAGCUAUGCCACAAAGUAAAAAGUCGUACUGGGCUUCCGGUGUAGUUCGCCGCUUGCUGCUGAAUACCAUCGAUCAGCUCCAAGCCACGGGACCAAGUUCGAUAACAAAUACUGCACUGGUUGCUCUGCAAAUGGCACAAGAGAUGUCGCUUGUUGCGAUGUCAGAAAUCUCCAACCACGAAUACGAUGAAGACCAGUUCUCCUAUUUUACACUGAAAGGCGUUGGCUCGAUUGCGGCAUCCAUUGUCCACUUCCCAUGGAGCGUCAUGAGUUAUUUUACCACUUGGGAGGGUACUGCAAGCCCGCUCGCCGAUCGUAGUGUUCUGCUACUACUGGUUUUGCUUCAGAGUUGCCGAGAUAGUGACUCGCCCGUGACUAGUAAUCCUUUUCGAGGCGCACUUUGUGGCAUCACAGAUGAUACUGGCAUCGACAGCCAGAGCACGAGAGCUUAUCCAAUGCAGCAUGGUGGGGCAUCUCAAAGCUUAGGUGCGAAGAAAUUGGAGCUACCAUUCUCAGAUUUGUUCAAGGUCAUUGGAAGCCACGCACCAUACGAAGCUAGUCAUCUCAUGCUGUACACAUUACUAUACUCGAAUCCAAUGAUUUUGGAUAGGGCUGUGAGCGACGCAGACAUGGAGCGUCUAUUGCUGCCUUUAUUGGAGACAUUGUAUCACGCGCGGUCUGUCGAGCCUAGCCGCUUGUACAUGCUGGUGGUCGUGUUACUGACGUUCACACAAGACCAAACGUUUGUUCAUACUGCUCAUACGCAAUUGGUUGUACCCAAUGUGUCGUGGUACCAGAAGCAUUACAUGGUAGAUGUUUCGCUGGGCAGUCUCAUGAUGGUUAUCUUCACACGGCUCAUAAUCCGCAACAUCACCCACUUUCAGGACAGCUUUAUCCAUCUGAACGCUUUUGCAGCCUUGUCCAACCUCGCCCGCUCGGCCGAGAAUCUGCACAUGUGUGCUGCUCAAGGCAUCGUGGAGCUCAUUGACAUGCUGGUUAAGAACGAAGCAAAGCUAGUGAUACAGAUGAAACGCUUGAAGGCUACAGACAAAGAGAAAAAUGAUGCCUUCGCUCAAAGACGUUCCGCGUACGUCGAGUUUAUCCGGUUGUUGCUCGGUGUCGUGUCAUCUUGUCUGAAGGCAAAGCUGUUGCCGCGAAAUCCGCAACUUAUUUAUUCAGUGUUGCACCGUGCCGAUACGUUUGCAGCGCUGCAGCAGCAUCCCGAGUUUGCUGCGCACGUGCACAACGGACCCGUCUGGAGCACGUUGGCGCGGUUCCAGACAGUCGUGGAUGCGAAGACCUCACCCGAUGACGUGCUCGACGCAGACAUGGUGCUAAACAUUAUCCGUGGCGAAUGCGUUAGCCUUUUGGCAGCAUCAAGUGCUGGAUCAAGAGCAGGAGAUUGUACAAAUGCGAGGAGGUUGGUCGACGAUGACGAUACGAGCUACCGAUAUGAAGAGGAGAGUGAUCCAGAGCAGUUUUUCGUGCCGUACAUUUGGAAGCACAUCCAGGAGCAGACGCCCGAUUGCUGCUGGAAAGUCGAUAAGAUCACACUGUUCGUGCCCAGUUGCAGUUCCGCGCCUACUCAUGUCGUGACAAGCUAA
Molecule: messenger RNA, 2400 nt
Organism: Peronospora farinosa
Lineage: Eukaryota; Oomycota; Peronosporomycetes; Peronosporales; Peronosporaceae
Source: the annotation of a GenBank genome assembly